Molecule: messenger RNA, 828 nt
Organism: Lizanozyma spartinae
Lineage: Eukaryota; Fungi; Ascomycota; Pichiomycetes; Serinales; Debaryomycetaceae
Exons: 1
Coding region: 1-828 (275 amino acids)
Source: RefSeq, a predicted model, not a curated record
AUGGAGACUUUGGAAGAAACAUUCCUGUACUCAUACGUCAAUCUUAUGCUCUUCUCCCUUUAUGACAACUUCAUAUUCCAAUUGACCAAUUCUCCGACGUUAAAGAAUAUUCUAUCACCGGAUAAACCUCAAUUGUUGUACCAAUUUUACCGUUCCCUCUGGAAGCUCGACCCGGAUUAUUAUUGUUCCUUUCCUCCAGACGAUAUCAGACACGAUUAUUUACGACAACAUCAAUUCAGACCUAGAGAUAGUCAGGGUGUUCACGAAGAUUUGGUUGACAAUUUCCACGACGAGGCCUUCAUCAUGAACAUUACAAAAUACUACUACACAUACGGGAAAGAGUUGAAGCAUGCGAAUAAAAGCUUACCAUUUAUCCGGGGCGUCCAUCCGAUGAAUUUAGACGAUGAAGACGACAUAAGCCAAAGAUGGUUUGAGAGUUUGGUAACGUCUGAGAAUGAUGAAUCCGACAACGAUAAUGCCACUAAUAAACUUACAAAUGCAGUUGUAUACACAGAAGAUAACAGAGGACGACAACUUUUCACAUCGGAUCAAAAUCACGACACGAACACCAGUAGUGAUAGUAGCUGCAGCUUAGAUUAUCCGAUCGCCGAUUUGGAUUCAGAAACAGAAUCAAACAAUUUUGAAGUUGAUGCAAAAUUAAGCCAUGAUGGUCUAUUUGCAACCACUCAAAAGAGAAUCCUGUUCCUGGAGGAUGAUGAUGUCUUGCUGUUUGACAAGCUCGACCCUCCUUUAUAUGCGUUUUGUGAUGUGCGUGGUAUUUCCGUUGAUGUACUUACACGGAACAUUACGUCAUCAUCGAAGAUGUAA